Messenger RNA from Portunus trituberculatus (swimming crab), 5207 nucleotides. RefSeq lists its product as uncharacterized. The transcript is spliced from 7 exons. NCBI's taxonomy places the organism in Eukaryota, Metazoa, Arthropoda, Malacostraca, Decapoda, Portunidae. The record is from RefSeq and is a predicted model, not a curated record. The coding region runs from base 307 to 1086 and encodes 259 amino acids.
AGGGGGCCGGGGGCCAGCACAAAGGCCAGUAUUGGCUGAGCAGUGAUGAGGGAAGGACACGUGUUCCGUUUGUUCGCUUCUAAUAACUGAGCUAUUGGGCGCUACGUGUGCAGCGAGUCAUAGUGGCGGGAGUUGCACAUGACAGGAGGCGGCUCACGCGGAAGGCGCUGAAGAAAGGAGAAAGAAGAGACCUGGGGAUUUGAACAGCACCAUUCUCUGCUGUAGAAGUGAGUGCAAGUAAAUAAACAAGAAAGGAGAGGUCAAUAGUUAUCUUCUACGCCCUUAGAGACCUCAGGGAUACGUGACAUGGGUGCCGGUGCAGUGUGGGCGGUGUUAGGGGUGUGGGCGGCUCUCAUAUCCUUCGCCCCCACGCCCGCAGAAGGCUGGAUCCCUUUCUUCGGUCAGGAACUCCACAAACAUCUCAAUUUGGAAAGCCAUCAUCGAGAGUGGGAUAUUCUUGGACUCCUGAGCAUCAAUAAGACCCAAGCUGGCGUGUCCUCUGCUAAAGGUCCCCUCCCUGACACACCAGCAUGGAGACUUCGGGACCCAUAUGACAACAUCCAGCUCGGCCCUGAUCUCGUCCAUAAGAUUGCCUCCACCCUGCAUGACGAAGUGAGCCUCUAUUUCGUGUACAAACAACACAAGAAGACCCUCGGUUCCCUCCUCUCCAUCAACCUGCCUGGGAAGAUCAAACCCUUCAUUCAGGUGGUGUCCAAUCUGAAGACGCAACGCCUCAACUUCUUCUACCACGUGAAGGAAGACGCCAAGACCCACCAGGCGUCCUUCCACCUGCCAGACAAGGUUGGGUGGACUUGGACACGUCUUCUGCUGAGCGUGAACCAGACCGAUGCUCGUUUGUGGGUUAACUGCGCUCACUACAGUAAGGUCAGGCUGGCUGGGCACAUUGACCUUCAAAUACCUUCAGGAGGGUUGCUUUACUUCCGCCAAGAGCCUGGACUGAAGAACAAGCUGAUAGGCAGCAUCCAGAUGACGAAGCUCAUGAACUACAGCGUCAACAGUCGCAUCUGGAGGUGUUCCUAUGACUCGCAGUUUGGUCCCAGCUGGCGCCCUCCUCUUCUGGGCUAAACGGAUCCACUUAUCGCAAUUCCCCUCCUCUUCUUUAUUACCCGACCUGCUUCUCCCUGCACUCCUCCUCUCGCUCACCUCUCCACGUAUCUACAAAGGCAUGCCAUGUAUAACCACGUAACCAUAUCAGCAAGUUGCCUAUACUCUUACCUGUGACGCAGUUUUAAGUUUACUUCUCUCAUGUACACUCUCAUGAAUCUACUUCCGCACCCACGUCAAGUCUCACCAUUGUCAGUGUAAUUCUGUAUUCCCCACGUCUGUUUCCCGCCACCUGUCAGUGUUCAACCUAUCGAAACAUGUUGAAAGUAGCGAAGAGUGAAACAAUGUUGUAUCAAGCUAGAUUCAAGGACAGAGAACGUUACGAAAAUUAAUUAUUCCUCAAGAUGUGAAGAAAUCGAGAACUAAAUGAAGAAUGCGAAAACGUGAACAUCAUCUUUGAUUUUUCAAGACACGAAAGGAUCACGAAAAAUAUGAAGAGCUAAAAGCAUAACGCUACGAACACAAGAUCAGGUAAAGCAAGAAAUGUAAAAAAAUAAAUAAAUAAAUGAAAAUAGAAAUAAAUAGAUAAAUAAGAUAGAAGGAGAAGUUUACAAGAACUGAAACAUUUUUCUGUCAAGAUCAGAAAUUGUUGAAAAUAGCGGUGGAACUUCGGGAAAUCCAACAUAGAACAAAUGAACAUGAAGACCCUUUAGAGAACUUGACUUUUCCUUUUCCAAGUCAAGCUAUGAAAAAAUCAAGGUCUUUAUCCAUAAACAUAUUGAAUUUUUCCCUUUUGCAGUUUAAGACAACAGGAAAAUCAUUAUCUGUAGGGUAUUUCAUGACUUUUCUCUUCUCCAAUACAAGACGAGAGGAAAUUGAGUCCCUUUGCAGCUCUAGAUAAAGGAAAUUCAGGUCUUUAAAAGGAAAUUUGAAGCCUUUGAUCCUUUUCUCAUUAAGACGAGAAAAUCCGAGAGUCUUUUAGGGAACAUGAAAACUCUGAUAUUCUUUUUCAACUAAGAAGAAAUCCAAGCUUAAGGGAACUUGAAGAACAAAAGAUGGAGAACAGAAAGAACAAAACCCAACUUAUCCAUCCUGAAACUUGAACUUCGUCCUUCUUCAGAGUUUAAACAAGAACAAAGCAACAAAAACAGAAUUUAAGCUUUCCAUCCCCUUGAAGCCUCGUCCAUAUUCCUCAAGAAGAACAAAAACAACAAAAGGAACAUGAACAAAUCCCCUAUCCACACAGAACAAGAGGAUACUUACCCACACAUCUCCAUUUCCAUCUCUCAUCCACAUAUCCAAGUUCAAGGUGGCCAAAUGAUACGAAUUAGAAAUAAAGAAUUUUUUUGGGGUUUUUGCCUUGUAUUGUCUCUAAUUGGGCCGUAGGUGGUUAAGUUACAGUUGUUAGUUACGUAAUUAGCUGUGGUUUUAUGAGAAGUAGAUAUAGAUGUAAAUUGUUAGGACUGUUUCUUUCUUAUUUUUCAUGGUCUUGUCUUCCAAUACUCUCUCUCUCUCUCUCUCUCUCUCUCUCUCUCUCUCUCUCUCUCUCUCUCUUUCGCAUUCCGAGGUGACAAAAAUUAUGUGCUUUUUUCGUCCUUUUUUUUCUUUUUCUUUUUUAUUUUUUUAUUGACGAGCUUUUGAGAUUGAGACAAGGUGGCUGUGUGUGUGUGUGUGUGUGUGUGUGUGUGUGUGUGUGUGUGUGGGAAUAUCAGCACACUACUGCAUCCCUUCUUCGAUUUCCGCUAUACUUUCUCUGCCUCUGUCCUCUGUUACUGAGUUGAAAGAGAUUGACUGAUGGAUUGACUGAUUGAUGUAAAGCGUCGCAACAAAUGAGUCACACGGCGCUGCAAGUUUAAAUGGAAAGACAAACCUUCAGCAAUUGAUGUCUCAGUGAUUCGUUCGUCUCCAGUGAAGUAAAUACGAAAGUUACUGUUAACACUGUCACGUCUCGGUUUUCCUUUCAAGAGAGUGGACAGUACACUGGUCCCAUAAUGUUUUACGAACGAGUAAAUUGAAAAAGGAAAAUAAAAGAAAGAAUAAAAAGAAAAUAAAAAAUAAAAAUACGACAACGGAAAUGAAAAUGCAAAUAAUGAACUUUAUAAAUUGACUGACCAUAGAAGAGAAAGAGAAUAAGUGACAAGACUCCUAAGAGAAUGUAAUAGAAAAUAAAAGGAUAAGAAGUAAAACAGGAUAAAAUAAUAGGUCAGAGAACAAAAGAAGAAUAAACACCAAGAAUUAAGAGAGAAUGAAAUAGAAAGAACAAUAAGAAAUGAAGAAAAGAGAUGGAAAUAAAGUAACAGAACACGGACAAAUAAAAGAGUGAGAGAGUAACAAAAUAUAAAACAAAACAUCAGAAAAGAAAAAGUUAGAAAAAAUAAGAUUAAUCCACGAGAAAUAAAAAAGCGAUUAAUAAAAGACAACAGAUAAACAAACGAAUAGAAAAAAAAACUUAAGUAGAAAUAAAAGAAAAAGUAACAGAGGAUACAAAAACGAGGCUAAACUUUUCAAACAUAUCCUUCGGCAGCGCUCCUCAUAGAAACCAUCACUAGCCUGUAUUCAACGCAUUGCUCCCUCACCGCGACAAUCUCUCUCCACGACAAUUUUCCAAGGCUACAGAGACACUUUCAAAACAGUUCCUCCUCUAAAUUAACUACAAACCUUGCCAGUCCAUCACCCUAACUGUAAAAAUACGCUUAAAAACACGAGUAUCUUCAACUAAAGCCUUUGGAAACCAGUGAUGGUGAGAGAGCAAGGCGUUUCGUAGUACCAGCAUGAUAGAUCUAAUCAGAAGAAUACAUUAGAAAACAACCAAGUAUUAAAUCACUAUUACAUGUAUACCUCUACACUAUCACACGUAGGAGUAUACAUGGAUGCACUCAGAUUGUGACGUGUGCAGGAACCAGUCACCCCCAUGUAUAUCUGACCUUCGAGCCGAGGUUAUGUAUGUAUAUAUGUGCACGUAUGUAUAUGUAGACCUUUGAUUACGUGCACAUGCCUUGGAUAAUGUUUGUUCGUUUGUGUGUAAUAACUGUAGAUGCACCAAAUACCUGGAGAUGUUUGCCUAGGGGUCUUUAGUACGUGUGUGUGUGUGUGUGUGUGUGUGUGUGUGUCCUCGCGCUCCUACGAUUCUAAUGAGCUGCUUCCUUUGUAUAUGAAAAUGAUGAUGUAGUAGUAGUAGUAGUAGUAGUUGGUUUAGUAGUAGGUUUGAUAGUAGUUGGUGAGGAGUGGCGAUAAUGGUUGUGGAUUACUUUGAAGAAAUAAAAAAAAUGGUGACAGUGAAAAUGGUGAUAAUGAUGAUAGUGAUGAUGAUGAUGAUGAUGAUGAUGGUGGUGACCCGAGAAGUGAGUGUUGUAAUUAAUUGAUGUUCUUGAUGUUGCUAUAGGGACUGACAAAACUCGCUUUCUGUGUGUGUGUGUGUGUGUGUGUGUGUGUGUGUGUGUGUGUGUGUGUGUGUGUGUUCUUCUCACAUGUGCCACAGUCAAGUUUCAAUAGUGACAGUGACAGCCAUGGCCAGGAUUACCAUAAAGGUGUGUGUGUGUGUGUGUGUGUGUGUGUGUGUGUCAUCAGCCUGGCGAGCCUUGUGUGUUAGUUUGUAGAUAACUGUCUCGUGAAGCUGACUGCUGAGUAAUGCUGAAGUCGCUGAGGUCACUGAAAUGAUUUUUGUUUUCCUUCUACCUUCCUUUGCUUAUUUACCGUUGCUACUUUUCAUUCUAAGUAUAAGUGGGUUUAUUUUACGUUUCCCCAUCACUCAAAAGUACAAAAAGUAAUAACUCUCUACAAGAAUAUUCAAUUAGUUUAAAAAUUCAAGUUUAUCCAUACUUUUUAGUGCAUUUAGUUGUUUUUUGUUUUAACAAGAAAUAUAACCUUUUUUUUCUAGUACACAUCACGUGGUUAUCGUUCCUUUUUCUGAUGUAUUGACACUAUUUCAACGAAGUUCUUGUUUUCCUUUCCUUUUCGCAUUUGAUUGAAUUCUUACCGUCUUCCCCUGCCCCACCCCUUUUCCCAGUGGGUCGCAGCAUUAGUCACGUAGCAGCCAAUCAGUAGAGUUCCUCGCAGACUCAUAUUUCCAGGUAUUGUCUUUUAUAUUUUCUCACACGAACAUAUGUAGACUAGAAGAAGAAAAAAUAUAUAUACUAAAAUUG